Stegodyphus dumicola is the source of this 10592-nucleotide messenger RNA. RefSeq names its product sushi, von Willebrand factor type A, EGF and pentraxin domain-containing protein 1-like. The record is from RefSeq and is a predicted model, not a curated record. Lineage: Eukaryota; Metazoa; Arthropoda; Arachnida; Araneae; Eresidae. Gene Ontology annotation, molecular function: calcium ion binding.
UUUCUUGCUUACUGACGGCUAUUCCAACGGCGGAGAUCCCAGAGAGGCAGCAAAAGCCCUCCGUGAGCAAGGUGUUGAAAUCUUCACUUUUGGCAUUGUAGGUGGAAAUGUCAAAGAACUUUACGAGAUGGCUUCAGAUCCUCCUGAAGAACAUAGCUAUAUCUUGAGCAGUUUUGAGGAAUUCGAGGCGUUGGCGAGAAGAGCCUUGCAUGAAGAUCUGCAAAUUGGAAGCUACUUAGAUCAAGAACCAGAAUCCUGUGACCGACUCUGUCCGGCCAAAACGGACUGCUGCGAUGAGAAAGCGCAGUGUACGUGCGGUACAACCAGUGGCCACUACGCUUGCCUCUGCAGAGAAGGAUAUUAUGGCACCGGUCUCAAGGGUGACUGCCACGCCUGUCCUUCUGGCACUUACCGCUCUACAAUUAGUCCUGGUGACAUAUCGUCGUGCAUUCCAUGUCCGGAUGCCAACCAGGUAUCAUUACCAGGCAGCACAAGUGUGGAUCAAUGUAUUUGCGAAACAGGUUUCCAGAAAGUUGGAAAGAAAUGCGUAGUUGUGGAAUGCCCUCCUCUUGCUCCGCCCGAGAACGGGUAUUUCGUCAAGGGAGAAUGCAGUUCAGUGUUCAACGCAGCAUGUGGUAUCGGCUGUAAGUCCGGAUACAAGCUUCGCGGAGACAGCAUUCGAUUAUGCUCUGAGAAUGGUACUUGGACAGGAGAGGAAGUCGUUUGCGAAAUGAAUCGGUGUCCUGCUCUCAGUCCUCCUCAUCAUGGAUCAAUAUCAUGCACGUCUGAAGAUAAUAUUUUCGAAACUGUCUGUCACUACUCGUGUGAUCGCGGGUAUAAGAUGAAAGGGGGAUCCAAGAAGCGAACUUGCAUGGCUAUUUCGCAGUGGGGAGGAAUGCCAGCCCAGUGUAUACCUGCAAGUUGCUCUGCCUUGAAACCUAUACAGUAUGGGACCAUCACCCCUUCGAGGUGUAUCAAAGGCAUAUCUAUUUUCAAAGAUGAAUGCGAGUACGAAUGUAGACCAGGGUUUCAACUGAUUGGACCGAAGAAGAGGAAGUGUAUCGAUUCCAAUGUCUGGAGCGAUGCCGAAGAGCGUACAGUGUGCGUUGACGUAGAACCACCCCUCAUUAAAUGCCCUGAAAACAUAGUCGUAGAUGCAGACGAAAAUGAAGCAAGUGCCCUUAUAGAAUGGCCUACUCCAUACACGCACGACAACAGCGAGGAACCUGUUAUUUUAACUGUCAUACCUGCCAUUGUAUCGCCCAGAAGAUUCGACAUUGGCGUCGCUUCUGUUUUGUACUCAGCGGAAGAUAAGGCCAGAAAUCGAGCACGCUGUAAUUUUACUGUUACGGUCAGAGAUGUGCAACCACCUACGAUUGAUCGUUGCAUAUCUCCUCCUACCGUUUUGUCUCGUGUCCUUCCAGUCAGUGUGUCUUGGGAAGAACCUUUGUUCUCGGACAAUUCUGGUAAACCAGUGAAUGUGGUGAAAUCUCACAACAGGCCAUCAUCGUUUUACUUAGGAAGCACGGACAUCGUGUACGAAGUCGAAGACCAAGCUGGCAACAAUAACACAUGCAUCAUUACCAUAACGGUUCAAGAACAUGCCUGUGCAUUUCCUGCUGAUCCUUUACAUGGCCAUGCAAACUGUACCGAGGCAGAGAAUGGCGUUUUUUGUACUUUAACUUGUGAUGAAGGCUAUGGUUUUGCUCUGAAAACGCCUCCAUUUUAUUUCUGUGCCUAUGAUGGAAUAUGGCAGCCUUCAGAAUUCUUACCUUUUCCAGAUUGUUCAAUUACAUUUUACUCCAAUACCAUAUACACGAUGGGACUUGUUUCAGUGACUUCCACUGGCUUGAGCUGUGAAAACAAUUUUCUCUUGUCUCAAUUAGAGAAACAUCUUGAAAGAAAAAUAUCCAACAGAGUGAGCCGAAUAUGCAGGAAGAACGUGAUAUGCGAAGUUGUAAAUAUGAAGAAUGCAGAAUGUGAAACCGCGCGAGAGAGAAUCGAAGAAAAUUCGAACAGUAUUUACCGUCGAAAACGUGAACUGUGGGACGAAAUUCGUGGACAUUUUUACCGGUUUAAACGAGGUGUUCCGCACACACAUCUUCUUGCGAAGUCUGGAGCAAUGAAUCGCACGCUCACCUUCGGAAGUCAAGAUUCUCAAAUCAUCGAUCCUUCGAAUCGUGUGGACAAAAGCUUUAGCCAGGAUUUAGGGUCAUCCUUGUAUGGAUUUAGUGCAACUGCACAAGAAAUGGAAAUUCGCGAUUUGCCUCCGCCUAGAACGUCUUCCGAUGUCCCUCCUUCUACUGAUUCGAUGUUAGAAGAAGUACUUCAGAAUAAAAUUGAAUUAGAAUUUCACCUAAAAGCUGAUACUUCGGAAGAGAGGAAAGAGCAGAAUAACCUUAUGAACAGCGUUCAAGAAGCGAUGCUGUUAUUGCAAGAUGCCGCGCACAAUGGCGAACUUGAUGUUUCAUUGGGGAACAACAGGCUGCACGUUGAGUACGUGGUAUUUGAUGAAGACGAACCGAUAUUCGUUUGCGAAACUGGAACAGUUGCCAAAGGCAAUAUCUGUCUGAAAUGUCCGGUGGGAACACAUUUCCAUGUUAUGUCGGAAACAUGCAAAGCUUGUGAUCCAGGCACUUACCAGUUCCAGGAAGGUCAGGAAUCAUGCUUACAUUGCCCAAGUAAAACUUCUACCACAACAGGACAGUCAAAGAGCAUUGGAGAGUGCAAAGCACAAUGUCUGCCAGGCAGUUUCUCAUCUACUCGCUUAGAACCUUGCGAAACCUGCCCGAUUGGCUAUUACCAACCAGAAUAUGCUCAGCUAGGCUGUAUUCCAUGUCCACCUGGGUCUACGACUCAUAGAAGAGGCGUACGCAGCCACACCGAAUGUAGACUCCCUUGUCCACCAGGAGAAGUGUCAAGAAUAGGUUUGCAACCUUGUUUCCCAUGCCCAGAUGGAUUUUACCAGCCACACAAAGGAGAAAAAUCAUGCUUUCGCUGUCCUGGAAGUACUAGAACUGGAAUGCAGGGAGCUAAAAAUGUCAGUGCUUGUGAAGGAGUUAAUUACGAAGUGAUUAAAAAAGCUGCACCUGUCUCGGCAGAGCUAACUAUUAAUGACUGUUUUUCUGUACCUUGUCUAAAUGGUGCAUCUUGUGAAGCAAUGGAUAUAGGAUUUCUGUGUGUCUGUAAACCCGGAUAUACUGGUAUUUACUGUGAGAAAGAAAUUGAUGAAUGUGAAUCAAACCCUUGUCAGAAUGGAGCCACUUGUCAAGACGAUGUGAAUGCCUACAAAUGCUUCUGCGCACCAGGUUAUUCAGGAGUACACUGUGAACUGAAUGUUGAUGAGUGCUUGUACGACCCUUGCUUAAAUGGUGCCAGUUGCAUUGACGGAAUCGCCAGCUUUAAUUGCACCUGCAGGCCAGGAUUUGCUGGUCCACUAUGUCAGUUCAAUGUCGACGAAUGCCAUAGUAACCCUUGCCAGAAUAAUGGAUUUUGCAUUGAUCUGAUAGCAAAUUAUACUUGUGAAUGCAUGCCCGGAUUUGAAGGAAGAAAUUGUGAAAUUAACAUCGAUGACUGUGCAAGUUCUCCUUGCAAAAAUGAAGCUAUUUGCAUCGAUGAUAUUAUGUUUUUUAAAUGCGAAUGUUUGGCUGGAUUUGAAGGCACAUACUGCGAAAUUGAUAUCAAUGAAUGUCAGCUACAGCCAUGUAUGAACGGUGCAACGUGCAUCGACAUGAUUGCUGGAUUUAAAUGUUUAUGCCUUCCUUCGUACGUUGGUGACCUUUGCGAAACAGAGUUAUCUUCGGACUUUCUUUUGCGUUUCCCAUCUUCUGGAAUCUUGGAUUUUGUGCAGUUGGACUACUUACCGAGAGAUCUCACCGAAAUAACUGUAUGCUUUUGGAUGCUUAGCAAUGAUAAUUUGAAUUAUGGGACACCCAUAUCGUACGCCACAGAUCAAGCUGACAACUUGUUCACCAUCACUGAUUACAGUGGUUUUGUAAUAUAUGUGAACAUGGAAAUGGUUGUCACUGACGUUACGGCAAAUGAUGGACUUUGGCAUCAUAUCUGCUUUACAUGGUCAUCGCAACAAGGAACUUGGACUAUGUAUAAAAACGGCAUUCAAGAAGACAGUGGAAAUGGGCUAGCAGCCGGGACCUAUAUUCCAAGGACUGGGACCAUAGUUUUGGGACAAGAACAAGAUAAACGAGGUGCGGGUUUUAGCAGCCCUGAGUCCUUUAUUGGAGAGUUGACCUUACUCAAUAUUUGGGAUUACGUUAUUCCACCUGAGGAAAUAGCAAAUUUGAUCAGUCGCUGCGAUAAAUACAACGGUAAUGUUCGAUCUUGGGCCGAUUUCAUUUCAGGCAUUCGAGGACGCGUAGAAUACCAGGAUUCUCAUUUUUGCUCUGGAUGCGCUGUGCCGGAUCCACCUUUAAAUGCUGAAGUUUAUGUGAGUGGUGUGAAAGCUGAUGCUCGUCUCUCAUAUACAUGUAAUCCUGGGUAUUACAUCAAUGGUCCUACCGAAAGAAGAUGUCUUGUGUCUGGUAACUGGACAGUUGAGGAGCCUCGUUGUGAUCGUGUAUAUUGUGGCUCCCCUGGUAAUAUUGCCAAUGGUUAUUUCAACGAACGACAGUAUUAUUUCCAGGAUAUUGUUCAAUAUGUUUGUAAUCCAGGAUACAGGUUAAUUGGAGAUUCCACUAGAGUAUGCAUGGUCGAUAAGAAAUGGAGUGGUGAUAAUCCAAAAUGUGAAGAGAUUCUUUGUGAACCUCCUAAAACCUUUGAAAACGGGGGAAUCAUUUCACAGCAAAAGAAGUAUCGAUUGGGACAACGGAUCCACUUCUUUUGUGAUGAUGGAUACAGACUUGAUGGUACUAGCACGCUGACUUGCUCAAGUAAAGGCCAGUGGAAUGAGUCCCUUCCAGUCUGCCAGCCACGAUCUUGCGAGUCUCCACCAAGGGUACCACAUGGGCAUGUAAUAGGUCCUCAAAGUAAAUUUGAUGUAGGCAGUGUGGUUCGUUAUCAAUGCGAUGAAGGUUUUGAAAUGGAGGAAACCGGUGAAAUGUAUUGUGAAUUGAAGAAUCGUUGGGCAGGAGACUUGCCACGUUGUGAACGCGUUUCGUGCAGGCCACCUUCAGCAAUUUUACAUGGAACAGUUGAAGGAAAGGACUACCGAUUUGGAGCGAUGAUUACAUACAAAUGUGAUCAAGGUUAUGAGCUAAAAGGAACAAGUUUCUCUGCUUGUCAAGCUAAUAAGACGUGGUCGACAGCACCUCCAGUAUGCAAUCCAAUUAGUUGUGGCAGACUGGAAUCUCCUGAACAAGGAGGCCUGGAGAUAACAGAAAUUACUUAUGGAAGUGUUGUGAAAUACUACUGUCAUACUGGUUAUGAACUACAGGGCGUGAGAUCACGUAAAUGCCGAAGUAAUGGAGAAUGGAGUGGAGAAGCUCCAAUGUGUGUUCCUGUAAGCUGCAGCCAGCCGGAAUCAAUUUCUAAUGGAAGGUACAGUGGCAGUGACUGGACUGUUGGUAAUACAGUAACUUAUAGCUGCAAUCCUGGAUAUGUUCUGAUUGGCGAGGCAGACAGAGUCUGUCUUGAAACUGGCCAGUGGCUCCACGAAGUUCCCAGCUGCGAACCAGUCGAAUGCCCUGUGCCUGAUGAUAUUUCUAAUGGAUACUGGAAAAGUGAUGGUCGGAGAUUUGGACAAAGAGUUUCUUAUUUCUGUGAGGAUGGAUACCAGCUGAUUGGCCAUACUAUAAGAGUUUGUAUGGAAGAUCAGCAGUGGGAGCCUGACCCACCAGAAUGCAGACCGGUGACCUGUGGCCCUCUUGCUCAAACAGAAAAUAUUAUAUUAGAGACAACGUCAUUAGUCUUUAGAGGAGAAGCAAAGUACAGUUGCCGUGAGGGAUUUCGCCUCGAAGGUGCUGAAGUUCGCAGAUGUCUGGCUAAUGGAAGAUGGAGUGGACAAGAACCAACUUGUGAAAUUAUACGUUGUCCUGAUCCCCUUAAAGUUUCGCAUGCCUAUCUCAUUUACUCAGAUAAUAGAUACGGUUCUUCGGUUGAGUAUUACUGUGACGAAGGAUACAAACUCAUCGGUCCUGCUCAAAGAAUUUGCACUGGCCGAGGAGAAUGGGACGGAGUCGAACCACAGUGCGUUCUUGUCCAUUGUCCACUACCUCCAGUUCUUAUUGAUGGUGAUAUUACAGCUCAGGAUACUACUUACCGCAGUGUGGCCCAUUAUGUUUGCCAUAAGGGUUUUGAAUUAAAAGGUACAGCAGAAAGGGUCUGCUUGUCUGAUGAAACGUGGAGCGGAACAGAUCCUGUUUGUGUGGUGAUCAGGUGCCCAACUCACAAGCUUCACCUUGAUAAUGGUCGCAUAAUAGGAAAAUCUAAUGUGAUUGGAUCAACAAUGCAAUACGAGUGCGAUGUGGGCUAUGACUUGGUCGGUGUAGCUACUCGAAGCUGUACUGAGAAUAAAACAUGGACAGGUGUGGAACCUUACUGUAAAAAAGUUGUUUGUCCUGUACCUGUAGCUCCAACUCAUGGUGAAAUAGCUUGGAGGGGGCACAGUUUUGCAGAUACUGUGUCAAUAUCAUGCUUUGAAGGCUAUACUCUUGUUGGUGAUGGAACACGAUCUUGUCUACCUGAUGGAAGUUGGAGCGGAUCUGAACCUCAGUGCAAACCUGUUGAAUGCAGUCCUUUACCAGAACUUAAAAAUGGCCGAACAAUCAUUAAAUCUUUGACUUUCGGUGGAAAAGCAGAAUAUACUUGUGAAUCAGGUUACAAGUUAAGAGGGACACGAAAAAGAACUUGUAAGGCAGAUCGUACAUGGAGUGACAGAGAGCCUGUUUGCCAACUCAUCUUGUGUCCAGACCCACCUACAGUACCUAAUGGAUAUGCGGUGACUCCUAAAGAGAAUUUUACUGUUGGAACGCAGUUGGAAUAUGCAUGCAAUAAAGGGUUUCACCUGGAAUACCAAACACUCCGUACUGUAUGCAGUGCACAAGGAAAAUGGAUAGGCCUUCAACCAGUUUGCCAAAUAAUCCAAUGUCCUAAGCCUCCAUUCAUUAAAUUUGGAUAUAUAGAUGGAAAAAAUUAUUCUUACAAUAGUUCUAUUCAUAUUACUUGCAAUUUAGGUUGGAAAUUGAUAGGUGAGAGCACAUUAGUAUGUAAAGACAACGGCAAAUGGUCUGGACCAUUCCCUACUUGUCAAGGAACUCUAUGCCCACCUCCAAAACAUAUCGAUAAUGGUUUUAUAUCAUCGUCAGAUUUUAGUAAUGGUGCAAUUAUUAUAUAUUCUUGUAGUAAAGGUUACAUACUUGUUGGAACAGCGGAACGCAAGUGUCAAAAUGAUAAUACAUGGAGUAGCAAUCCACCAUUAUGCAAACCUGUUGUUUGUGAAGCACCCAGGAAUAUCACUAAUGGGAAAUAUUUGGGCAAUGUUUAUGAAUUUGGCAAAACUGUCUCGUAUGCGUGUGAAAGAGGAUAUGAAAUGCAUGGAGCAGCUGUUUUAACUUGCACAGAAAAUCGCACUUGGAGUUCCGAUCCACCUGUUUGUGAACAGAUAUCUUGCCCUUUGCCAGAUCCUUUGGUCCAUGGCGAGGUAUUAGUGCAUAGUUUUUCACAAGGAUCGACAGGCAGAGAAGUGCAAGUAUGGCCGGUAAUUGGGCAACGAGGAGAUAUUACAGUCGAUGGCAAAACAAUGCUUGAAGCAUCUCGAUCUAACAUAUUUCACUGGGGCGAUGAAGUAAUAUAUAGAUGCACAAACGGAUAUAAAUUGGUUGGUGAAGCCACUCGUGUUUGUCAGGAAAAUGGUACAUGGUCAAAUAAAGUUCCAGAAUGUAAACCUGUUUCUUGCAGUGCACCAGAAAAUUUAGUUAUGGGGGAUAUGGUUGUUUCUUCAUAUAUUUAUAUGUCUAAAGUAAGUUAUACAUGUGAGGUUGGAUACAAGUUGAAAGGGCCUUCUACAAGACAAUGUCAAGCCAAUGCUACAUGGUCGAAUGAACUACCAACAUGCCAGCCAAUUGUCUGUCCAGUAAUCCAAACAAUACCUCAUGGUUAUGCCAAAUGGAGUUCUUUAAGGUAUGGAGCCUCAGUUACAUACGAAUGUUUGUUAGGGUAUAAAUUAAUUGGUGAACCAGUGAGAGUAUGUGAGCUGUCGGGUAGAUGGAGCGGUGAAGAACCACAUUGUAUAAUAAGAGAAUGCAAUACACCUCCAGCUCCCGAAAAUGGAUGGGUUAAAUCUGAAGGUUUGAUUGUUGGUAGCACAGCAACAUACCACUGUAAUGAUGGGUAUGAGCUAGAAGGAUCGAUGACACGAUCGUGCUUAGUCAAUGAAAGCUGGAGUCUUAGUAUCCCUAGAUGCAAAAUAGUAUCUUGCAUACUUCCACCAGAAAUAGAACAUGGUCACAUUGAAGGAUCCAAUUACACUUUUGGUUCGACUGUGAAAUAUAUCUGUGAUUUUGGAUAUCAGCUUGAAGGUAGUUCAGAACUGCAAUGUUUAGCUGACAAAACAUGGAGUGAGGCCGUUCCUAAAUGUAUGCCAUUGCCAUGUCCACGUCCAGUAUCUCCUGCUCACGGAACUGUUCUUUUCAGAGCCCUUGUAGUAGAUAGUACAGUUCAUUUCAGUUGCAGUGAAGGCUAUGAGAUAGUUGGAUCUCCUAACAGCACUUGUUUACCAGACCAGACCUGGAGUACAGAUCCACCUGUCUGUCAAGUAAUUGUAUGCCCAAGUAUCAAAAAUCCAAAACAUGGUCGAACAAUUGGUUCGAAUUAUACCUAUGGAUCAAAACUGGAAUUCAAAUGCAAUUCCAAGUACAAAAUUGAUGGGCCAGAAUCUGUUGUAUGUUUAUCCAAUAAAAAAUGGUCCAAACCAGCCCCUAAGUGCAGACGAUUUCUCUGUGACACACCUAACAUUAUUCCAAAUUCACAUAUACCAGUUGGGCCUUAUGUAGUGGGGCAAACUAUUGAUUAUUCAUGCGAUGAGGGUUAUAUUUUAGAAGGAAACCAAACUGUGGUAUGUGAUUCAAAUGGCCAAUGGCUUCAACAGAGAACUAAGUGUAAACCUGUUGAUUGUGGUGCUCCGCCAGCUGUCAACAAUUCAGAAAUAGUUACGGAAGGUGGUUGGAAACUCGGUGGAAAAGUUACUUAUUCUUGUGAUUAUGGCUAUCAUCUAAGAGGAGCAGUAAGUGUUACAUGCGGAACAGACGGCAAAUGGAGUGAACCACCGUACUGCGAAGAAAUGAGUUGUGAACCGCCUCCCGAUAUUGAAAACGGGAGGGUGAUAGUGGAGAAAAAACCCGGAUUAAGUGAAGCCACCUACUCUUGUCUGAAGGGUUACAAACUUGUUGGCACCCAGAAACACUCAUGUAUCGGCAAUGGCAGUUGGAAUAUCACUGGCACAUACUGCGACCUUGUGAUAUGCGGAGAGCCGCCUUCAAUACCUUUUGGAGGAAUUGAGGUGUCCCCAAACAGUACAAUCGGAAACCGUGGUACCUACCAUUGUUUCCCCGGCUUUCGAGUAGUUGGAAGUACGACUGUAGAAUGUUCUUGGCAAGGAACUUGGGAAGGCAAACCACCUCACUGUGUUCCUAUCACGUGUCCUGCUCCAGGUGCUCCCGAUCACGGCGAAGUGGACGGAGAAGACUUUUCUUUCCAGAGUGCUGUGCUUUACAGCUGCAAUAAAGGCUACCAAAUUUACGGUAGAGACACCAGAUUCUGCUUGGAAGACGGGACUUGGUCUGGAGAUAUGCCGAUUUGUCGAAAAAUAUCAUGUGGACAAGUUGGACCACCUGCAAAUGGCUACAUUUUAGAAGAUGUUCCUGGUCACUAUGGGGAUCGAAUUCAUUUCGCUUGCCAUAAGGGGUAUGAAAUGGUUGGCAGUAGCACGGCUCGUUGUUUGGACACAGGAAAAUGGGAUAAACCUGCUCCUAAAUGUACAGGUAUUACAUGUGCUCCUCUGAAACAAUUCUCCCCGCAUGUUGUACCAUUAUCAUUAAAAGAAGAUAAAUUCGCCAUUGGAGAUAAGUUAUCAUUUGUCUGUGAACCAGGAUACAGAGCAUUCGGAGAUCUGACAUCUCGGUGCCUAGCAAACAGCUCAUGGUCAGCGCCUACUGGUGGAUGCAAAAGAAUGUCUUGUGGUCGUCCAAGAACUAAUACUGGUGCAAUUUUAUUGGGAAUGUCUUAUCAGUAUAGAGAUAAUUUAGUAGUUGUGUGUCCACCUGGUACUAAAGUCAAAGGGAAGAAAAUUCUUUCUUGCUUAGAUACCGGAGAAUGGGAUGGAAAUGCAACAUGUGAAGGUAUGUGUACCCGCCCUUGCUUAAAUGGAGGUGUCUGCAUACCACCAGGAUUAUGUAGUUGUCCAUCUGGGUUUGUUGGAGAUGUUUGUCAGCAUGCUGUUUGUAUUCUUCCAUGCCUUAAUGGAGGAACUUGUGUUGGACCAUAUAAAUGUUUGUGCACAGAAGGUUUUACGGGUUCCAGGUGUCAGUUGCCAACAAGUAGCAGAAGAAGAUUUCCAUAUGGAUAAUAAAGGGCCAUUGUAUUUAAAAUAAAUAGAUCAUAUAUCAUCAAAUGCAAUAAGAGUCCCCUAUUAAGACAGGGAC